GCCAGCUUGGGAUGCCAUGGCCCCCACCAAGGUGGACGCGGAGAAGCUGGGGGCUCCUGCCCCGGAAAAGUCCUGGAGGUUCCUGGUUUUCUACCUCUGCUUCUACGGCUUCAUGGUCCAGAUGCGGCCUGGAGAGAGCUUUGUCACACCCUACCUGCUGGGCCCGGACCGGAACUUCACCCAAGAGCAGGUCACCAACGAGAUCACGCCCGUCCUGACCUACUCAUACAUGGCGGUCCUGGUGCCCAUCUUCCUGCUCACGGACUACCUGCGCUAUAAGCCGGUGCUGAUCCUGCAGAGCCUGAGUUACCUGUCUGCGUGGAUGCUGCUGGUCUUCGGCACCAACAUCCUCUCCAUGCAGUUCAUGGAGUUCUUCUUUGGCAUCACCAUGGCGGCCCGGGUGGCCUAUUCGUCCUACAUCUUCUCCCUCGUCAGCCCCGCCCGCUACCAGCGGAUGGCAGGCUACUCGCGCUCCUCCGUGCUCCUAGGUGUCUUCAUCAGCUCCGUGCUGGGGCAGGUCUGUGUCACGGUGGCCAAGGUCCCCUUCGUCACCCUCCACUACAUCUCCCUGGGCUUCAUGGUCUUCGGGCUGGUCCUGACGCUCUUCCUCAAGCGGCCCCGGCGAAGUCUCUUCUUUAACCGCCCUCACGAGUCUGUGUGCAGUGGAGCCUCACCCUCAGAACUGGACCAGAUGAACCCGGGUGAGGCGAAGCGCCCGGGUGGCGAGCCCUGGUGGCGCUUCCUGGCCGUCUGCAGGGACUCAACGCUGGUGCAGAUGCUGCUGGAGCUGGGGGACAUCGUCCGCGUGCCGCAGCUGCGCCUCUGGUCCCUCUGGUGGGUGCUCAAUUUCGCCGGAUACUACCUGAUCGUAUAUUACAUCCAUAUUUUGUGGAAUGAGGUGAACCCCACCCCGGACAGCUCCAAGGUCUACAACGGGGGCGUGGACGCUGCUUCGACUUUGCUGGGGGCUCUCACCUCCUUCUCGGCAGGCUUUGUGAAGAUCCGCUGGGCAGUGUGGUCAGAGCUGGUGAUCGGGAGUGUCACUGUCCUGCAGGCUGGGCUCAUCCUGCUCAUGUACACCACCAGUAACAUCUGGGUGUGCUAUGUGUCUCUGGUGCUGUUCAGAGGCUUUCAUCAGUUCCUGGUGCCCAUAGCCACUUUCCAGAUCGCCUCGUCCCUGACCAAGGAGCUGUGUGCCCUGGUAUUUGGGGUCAACACCUUCUUUGCCACCAUCCUGAAGACCAUUGUGAUCGCCAUUGUGGCGGAUAAGAGGGGCCUCGGGCUCCCCGUCCGCUCCCAGUUCCGAAUCUACUUUGGCUAUUUCACGGUGCUGGCCGUGGCCUACUUCUCGGGGGCCGUGUACACGGCGGUGAGGCACUGUCGGCAGAGCAGAUUCCAGAAUGUCCCCUUGGCGAAUGAGCUGAGGAGCCCCGUGGAGAUGUCCGAGAAGACACAGAACCCCAAGGAUGAUGGCAUCACUGGCGUCCGGGCCUGAUUGGAGAGGCCGGUGGACGGAAGGACAAUCAUACGUGCUCGGCGCUGGCUCCACACCGGGUAGGCACAAAGCCCCCCCACUUCACUGGCCCCUCCCACCCUACAUCUGUGGGAAGCGGGUCCAGGGGCUCUGGCGUCCAACACUGACUCUCGUCUCUGGCUGGGUCGUGGUUUGUGGUGUGAGCACCUUGGGAAACCAAGGCUGGGAGGAUGACUGUAUUAGGUUGGCCGUGUUACUGCUCAUAGGUCUUGUCUUGUUACAGUUCUGUCAAACCAUGGAUAACCCAUUUUUCUCAAUUUGAUUAAGAAGAAGUUCUUGCCCAGACCAUGAAAUGGUGCCAUCUGAAGCCUCAGCCACUUGACUAAGUUAGCCUGGAUGCCGUAUUGAGAAUCAGCUGCCCGAGGUGUUACCUAACCUUUGGUAGGGCGGCCGAGCCAAGCCUGAGACAAUCACAGCAGGCACCGCCCCCCACACGUUCACACACACUCACACUCAUCUGCACACACACACACACACACACACUCUCUUACACUCAUCUAUAUACACAC
Vombatus ursinus (common wombat) is the source of this 2043-nucleotide messenger RNA. It is a transcript of the gene SLC19A1, whose product is annotated as solute carrier family 19 member 1. Gene Ontology annotation, cellular component: plasma membrane; apical plasma membrane; basolateral plasma membrane. The transcript has 5 exons. Lineage: Eukaryota; Metazoa; Chordata; Mammalia; Diprotodontia; Vombatidae. Bases 17 to 1495 code for a protein of 492 amino acids. Gene Ontology annotation, biological process: folate transmembrane transport. Gene Ontology annotation, molecular function: folic acid binding; folate:monoatomic anion antiporter activity. The record is from RefSeq and is a predicted model, not a curated record.